AAACUGGACCGUGAACUGGCACUAGAAGAUGUGAGACAGCGUCAAUUACCAGCACUAGAUAUAUUUGCCAUGUCCAUCAAAUACUUGUUGGGUGAUAUGCUCACAGUUCUUAAUAGAAAAGAACGUGGUAUCACUUUAUAUAACAUUUUGGUGGUUCUCACCGUACCAGCUCUGUGGACAGACCCUGCGAAACAUUUCAUGAGGGAAGCUGCAAUAAAGGCAGGUUGUGACUCGAAGAAGUUGAUAAUUGCUCUAGAACCGGAAGUAGCCUCAAUUUAUUGCCAGUUUCUUGAUGAAGAUGAAACUGUUGACGAACAAUUCCUGCAGUUUCCUGUUGGAAUGAGAUAUCUUGUUGUAGAUGCUGGGGGCGGCACUGUUGAUAUAGCAAUUCAUGGAGUAGAAGAAGACUUUCAUGUGAAGGAAGUGGCGUCUGCUGUCGGAGGCGACUGGGGCAGUACAAUGAUUGACGAUGCAUUUGAACAGUUUCUAAAAGAGCUUUUAGGGGAGGAUAUAUAUAACGAGUUAAAGGGCAAUCACUCUGGGGACUUUCUAACUAUCAUGCGUGAUUUUGAGAAUGAAAAGUUGAUAAACAACGCUGGACAUCAGACGAAAAAAGAUUAUCAGAUUGACAUACAGCUACCAAUGUCUGUUGCUAACAUGUUGACUGAAAAAUUGCAGACGACAUUAUUUAAACGUGCAAAAGAAUCAACAUUUGCACAAAAUUUAACGGUGUUUAAAAAUAGAUUAGUGAUGACGUCAGAGUUAUUUGAAUCAUUUUAUGAAGAACCUGUGAAGCAGACUAUUUCAUUAAUUGAACAAACAUUGUCAAAUGGUAAGGUUGGCAAACUGAAAGCAAUUUUAAUGGUUGGCGGGUUUUCUCAGUCUAAAAUUCUUCAAAACGCUGUGAAAGCGGCGUUUCCUAAACAACACGUGGUUGUUCCGAUAGAGUCGUCUGUUUCAAUCGUGAAAGGUGCAGUGGUAUACGGGCACCAUCCAAUGUCUAUUUCUGAACGUAUUCUAAAAUAUACUUACGGUGUUGAAGUAAUGAAAAAGUUUAAACCUGGAGUGCAUCCGGUGAAACGAAUGGUCGAAACAGAAACAGGGAAAUACUGUAAAAAUGUUUUUUCUAAACAUGUUGAAAAGGACCAACUCGUAAAAGUUGGUGAGGCUCAAAUUGAUCAAAGAUAUACCCCAGCCGACAGCCAAAAGACGUCUGCACAUUUGAAAUUAUUUGCGUCGUCUGUUAAGAAUCCAAAAUAUACAGACGAACUGAGCACGUGCAUAGGUGAAGUGACAAUUGACCUUGACGACCAUGACGGAGACCUGACAAGGGGAUUAUGGGUAUCGUUUAUAUUCAGUGGACCGGAAAUCGUUGUAGAGGUGUUUGAUGAGAAAACAGAAAAAGUGAGGCAAGCUAAGACUGACUUUCUAGGUCCAUCAUUGAUAUGAAAUUUAUUU
Ruditapes philippinarum (Manila clam) is the source of this 1458-nucleotide messenger RNA. RefSeq names its product heat shock 70 kDa protein 12B-like. The annotation marks the transcript as partial. The record is from RefSeq and is a predicted model, not a curated record. NCBI's taxonomy places the organism in Eukaryota, Metazoa, Mollusca, Bivalvia, Venerida, Veneridae. The transcript has 3 exons.